GCCUCUUCUUUCUUGGCCAUGGCCUGAUCCCCCCCUUGACCAUGCUUUGGGUUGGGCGGGGCGGGAGGCUGGGCCGGCUCGGGGGUCGCCUGCCCCGGGGUCGCCCGGGAGGAGGGGGCUGCGGCCCUUGGGGUCCCCUCGCCGGGCUCCGCCUGGCCGCCACCCCGGGGGGCCGGCCCGACCUGCAGGGGUCAGGCCUGGAUGGGCCAGUCCUGGGUGGGCAUCCCCUGGGUGGGCCAGUCCUGGAGGGGUCUGCCUUGGGUGGGCAUCCCCUGCAGGGGUCUGCCUUGGGUGGGCAUCCCCUGGAGGGGUCAGCCCUGGGUGGGCAUCCCCUGGAGGGGUCUGCCCUGGGUGGGCAUCCCCUGGAGGGGCCUGCCCUGGGUGGGCAUCCCCUGGAGGGGUCAGCCCUGGGUGGGCAUCCCCUGGAGGGGUCAGCCCUGGGUGGGCAUCCCCUGGAGGGGUCAGCCCUGGGUGGGCAUCCCCUGGAGGGGCCUGCCCUGGGUGGGCAUCCCCUGGAGGGGCCUGCCCUGGGUGGGCAUCCCCUGGAGGGGCCAGUCCUGGGUGGGCAUCCCCUAGGUGGGCCUGGCCUGGGUGGGCAUCCCCCGGCUGGGCCCCCCGGGGGCUGGUACGAGGCCCUGGCAGCGUCGGCCCCGGUGCACUGGGCCGAGCAGGGGCUGGUGGCCGCGCAGCAGGCCUCGGGGCUGCCCUGGUGGGCGACCAUCGUCUGCGCCACCGUGGCCCUGCGCGGGGCCGUCACCCUGCCCCUCGCUGCCCACCAGCACUACAUCCUCGCCAAGGUGGAAAAUUUGCAACCUGAAAUUAAGAACAUCGCCAAGUAUCUCAACCAUGAAAUUUCACUUCGGGCAAAGCGGUUGGGGUGGUCAAAAAGGAUUGCGAGGCUCACCCACAUGAACAACAUGCGCCGGCUGGUCUCGGAGCUCUACGUUCGGCAUAACUGCCACCCGUUCAAAGCCACCCUGCUCGUCUGGAUCCAGCUCCCGAUGUGGGUCGUGGUGUCCGUCGCCCUCCGCAACUUGAGCGUGGGAGCGGUCGAUUCGGAAGGUUUACCCAUCCGGGAACAGUUGUCCACAGGCGGGGCGUUGUGGUUUCCCGACCUCACCGUCCUCGACUCCACGUUGAUUCUUCCAGUCUCCCUCGGGAUCCUCAACCUAUUAAUAGUGGAGGUUUUCGCUCUCCAGAAACUGGAAAUGUCGCGAUUUCAGAAGUACCUCACCCACUUCAUCCGCGGGGUGUCGGUGCUGAUGAUUCCUAUCGCUGCUACCGUGCCCUCGUCCAUCGCCCUGUACUGGCUCUGCUCCAGCUGCCUGGGCCUGUCUCAGAACCUGCUGCUGCGUUCGCCGCGCUUCCGCCGACUCUGCCGCAUCCCACCCGCCAGAUCCGACUCGGACACUCCGUACACGGACCUCCGGGCCGCCUUUUACGCCAAGUACCUGCCGGGGAAACGAUCCGGCAGACGGGAGCCGGGAAGCGGCGGCCCUGCUCCGGGCCGCUCGGAAUGAGGAAAGCGUGAAGGAUGGGUUCGGUCCGGGGAACGGCCGGUCGUCGAAUAAAAGACCGUCAAGACGCCGGGCCCCGCCGGCUCCUCUGCGUGUCUGCCAGGUGACCUCGGGCAUGUCGCUUCACUUCUGUGGGCCUCAGUUACUCUGUGUGUAAAUUGGGGAUUCAAAGCGUGAGCCCCACGUGGGACAGGGACGUAUCUAUCCCAGAGCUUAGAACAGCGCUCGUCACAUAGCGCACAACAAGUACCCUGAUUAUUAUUGAUUAUUAUUAUUAUUAAAUACGUAUUUUGGAGGCAGCGGUGGAAAUCUGUAAA
Messenger RNA from Ornithorhynchus anatinus (platypus), 1834 nucleotides. Its product is annotated as cytochrome c oxidase assembly protein COX18, mitochondrial. Bases 42 to 1520 code for a protein of 492 amino acids. Gene Ontology annotation, molecular function: membrane insertase activity. The transcript has 6 exons. Lineage: Eukaryota; Metazoa; Chordata; Mammalia; Monotremata; Ornithorhynchidae. Gene Ontology annotation, biological process: protein insertion into mitochondrial inner membrane from matrix; mitochondrial respiratory chain complex IV assembly. The record is from RefSeq and is a predicted model, not a curated record. Gene Ontology annotation, cellular component: mitochondrial inner membrane.